AUGAAUAAGAAACAAAAAAGAUCUGAUGAGCCUAAAUUGGAUUUGUCUCUUGAAACUCCAAAUGAAUAUGAAUCAGUUAAUAGGAUUCCAACCUUAGAAGAAGCUAUGAAUUUUGAACUGAAGCAUGAUCAAAUAGACCCCAAUGUGGACUUGAGGAAGUUGAGAAGAAGGAUGUCAAAUCGAUUCUCUGCACAAAGGAGCAGAAUGAAGAGGGUUGAAUACAAAACUGAAUUGGAAAAAGAGGUCAAAUAUCUUCAGGAUAUGAUUGCUUUGAUGAGACCAAAACUAGAAAAUGCCAAAGACAAUAAAAAGAAGUUGCAGCUGGAGAAUGAAUUAUUGAAAGAAAAAUUGGAUAGCAUCACUGUCAAAUCUAAUUUUCUCACCGUACAGACUGAACAGUUGAAAGUUGAGUUGAAGAGGUUUAAAGAACUUGCAAUGAAUCAGGAAGCUGACGAGCAUAUGGAGAUUGAGGGACAAAGCUCCAACACUUAUGAUCAUGAUGACUCAGAAUCAGCUGCAGAUAUAGACGUGGAUCAGUAUCUCAACCUAGACACCAUCAACUUUUUUCCAUCAAAGAAUGACGACACGUGA
This is a messenger RNA of Solanum dulcamara, 591 nucleotides long. Its product is annotated as basic leucine zipper 61-like. Gene Ontology annotation, molecular function: DNA-binding transcription factor activity; DNA binding. Gene Ontology annotation, cellular component: nucleus. Lineage: Eukaryota; Viridiplantae; Streptophyta; Magnoliopsida; Solanales; Solanaceae. The transcript is spliced from 4 exons. The record is from RefSeq and is a predicted model, not a curated record. Bases 1 to 591 code for a protein of 196 amino acids. Gene Ontology annotation, biological process: positive regulation of DNA-templated transcription.